UGGUUUUUUUCUGUCGUGUUCUUGAUCAAAUCCAAUAUGGCGGCCGAAAGAUCACAUUUUAUAGCACCGGUUAUACAAGAUAAUCCGAAUGGCUGGGGGCCCACGUCUGUCUCAGAUGCUUUCAAAGGAAUACCUUAUCAACCGUUCUCUAAAGGAGAUAGACUUGGCAAGAUUUCUGAUUGGUCUGGAACAUCGUUUCAAGACAGACGUUACCAAAAUAAGUAUUUGAAUCAAUUUGGUGGAGGCAGUCAGUAUGCUUAUUACCACGAGGAAGAUGAGUCUAGUUUCCAUCUUGUUGACACAAGCCGCCCUCAGAAACCUGUUUACAUGCGGAAUAGAAACCGGUUCAACCAGCGGAAGAUGAAUCGUGACAGGGAACGUCAAAUGCAGCGUCAACAAGCAGGAAUGCAAAAUCUCAUGAAAAGUCGUGAUAAGAGGUUGAAUCGUAAACUUCAAAAGCAGUAUGCUAACAGGAACAACUGGCAAGACAGGAGGAACCAGGGUCCGCAGAAGUUUCGCAACGCUUCUGUGAUGGUUCGUGAGGAAUGGAAGGUGAUUGAGGAAAUGGACUUUCCACGGCUGUCAAAAUUAAGUCUGCCCAGCAUUGGGGAACCCGAAGAUCUAGUGAAAUGUGGUGAACUGGAGUAUUAUGACAAAGCCUAUGAUCGAGUGAAUAUUAAGACAGAGGUGCCCUUAGCUAUGGUCAACCGGGUAUUUCAUAAAGUUACGACCACUGAUGAUCCUGUGAUCAGGACCCUGUUGUCAAAAGGAAAUGUUUUUGCAACUGAUGCCAUAAUAUCAACGUUAAUGACAUGUACAAGGUCUGUGUACUCAUGGGAUAUUAUUGUACAGCGAGUUGGUAAAAAGUUGUUCUUUGACAAGAGAGAUGAUUCUGAAUUUGAUCUUCUGACUGUGAAUGAAACAGCAAUUGAGACUCCCAAUGAUGACAGUGCAGAGAAAGGCAUUAAUUCUGCCACAAAUCUUGCGCUUGAGGCGACAUUCAUCAACCAGAACUUUUCGCAACAAGUGUUGAAACGUUCGUAUGAGCGAGAGAGAUUUGACCAGCCAAAUCCAUUUGUUGUGGAAGACGUGGAGGAAGAGGCUAAAGUUGCUUCCGUGGGUUAUAGAUAUCGUAAGUGGAAUCUUGGAGAUGAUAUUGAUGUGGUGGUGAGAUGCGAACAUGAUGCAGCAUUGGCUCCUGGGACUUAUAUCAACGUCAAGGCACUAAACGAAUGGGAGUCUAAGGCAGGAAUGGGGGAUUGGCGUCAGAAGCUGGAUACUCAGCGAGGAGCUGUUCUUGCCACAGAACUCAAGAACAACAGCUGCAAGUUAGCGAAAUGGACUGUUGCUUCUGUCUUAUCUGGCUCGGAAUAUCUUAAGAUUGGGUAUGUCUCACGUAAGAACUUCAUGGAUUCAACUAAACACUGCAUUCUUGGCACGCAGCAAUUUCGCCCCAGAGAGCUGGCUAGUCAGAUGAAUCUCAGUAUGGAUAAUGGCUGGGGAAUAAUACGAUGCAUUGUGGAUUACUGUAUGAGCCUGUCUGAUGGCCGAUACCUCAUUCUGAAGGAUCCAAAUAAGGGAAUGAUUCGCAUUUACGAUAUUCCGAACAACACGUUUGAGAGUGACGAGGAGGAUGACGAAGAUGACGAGGAGGAUGACGAGGAAGCCGAUGAUGAAGAGGAUGAUCAGGGGGAAAAUGGGGAGAACUAACAGUGCCCAUGGACGAUGUCAAUGAAGUAACUAAAUUAGUUUGAUAAUUGACACUUGUUCUUGAUAAAAUCACGAUAAAUUCCUGGCAUGUAAAAUGCUUCUUUAAAUCUGCUAAAAUAUAAUGUCAUUCUAAUAAAAUAUCAACGUAUAAAAAACA
This is a messenger RNA of Dendronephthya gigantea, 1867 nucleotides long. RefSeq names its product eukaryotic translation initiation factor 3 subunit D-like. Gene Ontology annotation, cellular component: cytoplasm; eukaryotic translation initiation factor 3 complex. The coding region runs from base 37 to 1710 and encodes 557 amino acids. The transcript has 13 exons. Gene Ontology annotation, molecular function: translation initiation factor activity. Gene Ontology annotation, biological process: translational initiation. Lineage: Eukaryota; Metazoa; Cnidaria; Anthozoa; Malacalcyonacea; Nephtheidae. The record is from RefSeq and is a predicted model, not a curated record.